GUGGAGAAGAAUCCGGGGGUGGGGCCGUUCAAUCACCGAGGGGCUCGGACUUGGCUGUCACAUGGCCUUGAAUGUGCACACUGAUUACUACUAUGCCAAAUCAAGCCGUGCGCCGGACAGUUCGGGAGGCUGAUGCGAACGCAGGAACCGGGAACCUAGGAAUGUGGAUACGAAGUUGGGAGGAAGUGGCUCCUGGUUGCAGCCGAGGUAAACCUGGAACACGGCAUCCAUGUUCGCCAUGUUCUUUGAGCCGGAGGGGCGCCGUUUGGGCUUACACAAUCCACGCGCAUACUUCAUACACCAAACUCAUUCUUGUCAUCUUGGUUGACGACAAUUCACUCCUAUUCGACCUAGGAAUCAAAUCAAAUAAAAUAAAAUAAAACCAAAUCCAACAAUACACAUAAAAGACGAACGAUAUGAGUACCAAAACCCUCUUUCAACUCCCCAUCCCCCCGCUGGGCGACCAUGUCGGCGGUUCCAUUGUGGUCACUGAGCCCGAGCCGGCUGUCUACCUGCUCACCAUCAACUCGCCGCCCGACAACCGGUUGACGACGGCAUCAUGCACUGCCAUACUCGACGCCCUCGACCUGAUUGAGUUCGGCGGGUACAAGCCCGGCGUGGUCAUCACCACCAGCGCCCUCCCCAAAUUCUACUCGAACGGCCUCGACCUAGAACACGCCCUUUCCAACCAGAACUUCAUUCCGGGGGUGCUAUACAAGCUCUUCAACCGAUUCCUGACCUACCCCAUGCCCACAAUCGCCCUCCUCCCCGGCCACGCCUUCGCCGGCGGCCUCAUGCUGGCCAUGCACCACGACUACCGCAUCAUGAACCCCACGCGCGGCUUCGCCUGCGUCAACGAGCUGGACUUCGGCGUGCCCCUGAAAGCCGCCAUGAGCAGCAUCUUCCGCCUCAAGCUCCCCGCCACCACGUACCGCGACCUGGUGCUCGAGGCGCGGCGGUUCAGCGGGCCCGCGGCGGUCGCGGCGGGGUUGGUGGAUGGCGUGGGGGAUCUGCAGGCGGCGUUGGGGCUGGUGAGGGAGAGGGGCCUGGAGAGGAAGGCGGGGACGGGGAUUUAUGGGCUGAUGAAGGCGGAGAUGUAUAGGGAGAGUGUGGCGUUGUUGGGGAGGGAGGGGUGGGAGGAGGGGGAGGAGAGGGAUCGGGCGCUGGCGGAGGGUGAGGGGAGCAGACGGGAGGAGGGGGAGAGGAGGGUGGGGGAGUUGAAGGGGGAGAUGAAGGCGAGGUUGUAA
Molecule: messenger RNA, 1247 nt
Organism: Chaetomium fimeti
Lineage: Eukaryota; Fungi; Ascomycota; Sordariomycetes; Sordariales; Chaetomiaceae
Product: ClpP/crotonase-like domain-containing protein
Exons: 2
Coding region: 417-1247 (276 amino acids)
Biological process (GO): fatty acid beta-oxidation
Cellular component (GO): peroxisome
Molecular function (GO): delta(3)-delta(2)-enoyl-CoA isomerase activity
Source: RefSeq, a predicted model, not a curated record